AUGCUCUGGGGUAUGCCGCAUUUGGACACGCUGGAGGCGGGAACGACCCGCCUUCAGUACCUUCGGGCGCUUCUCGACUUCAAGAGAUGGUGCUGUAAGGAACUUCCAAAACAAAAACCCGCCAGAAUCAAGGGGGACGGCGUGCUGGAGCACGAGGACAAGAUAGGGAGGUACAUCGACGACGACAUGGGUGAUCUGUGGUACACCGCCAAGGACGACCUCCUUUGGAUGCACGGUCCACGCGUCAACGCCACGCGGAUUAGGGCGUACAUUCUGUCAAUCGCCAGACAUAAGGGUGUUGCAAAGGCCGAGGAGCUCGAGGAGCUGAACCCUAACGCGGCGGUGUUAAGAAAGGCCGGCUACACGGGCAAGCGGGGCGACUACUACCUCAGCCGCAGCAUGGUAAAGCCUGACGACAAGGUGGUGGCCCUCAUCGCUCGACAUAUCUUUUUGUGGGCGGAAGCGGAACUGUCCAAGGUGAGAAAUUCAUACGCCCAAAACGCCGAAUACCCGCCACCCUUUUCCACGCCGACAUUCCACCGACGGUUGAUUGUGUUUCUGUUUGUGUUCGUCUCUAAGGCGGAAAAGUGCGCCACGAGGAGAGAACCCAACACGGCCGGGAUGCACUUCCUGCAAUCGUUCAUCAAGUUCGGCCGCCGCAUCGUCGCCGAGGAUCUUGCGUGCAUGCUGAUGCGCGAGCCGUGGCACCCAUACGUCCAUAGUUCCAAGCUCUGCCGCAUCCCCGACUUCCAGAAAUGGGCCAAGGACAUCAACCGGAUGGACCUCAAAACCAUUGCCACGCGCCGUACUCCGAGCGAGAACCCCCAAGAGGUCGACCAGCUCACCAUGAUGCUACACCGCCAGAGGGAGGAUGCCGCGAUCGAGAAGCUUGAGAUGCAGAAGAAGUUGGAGGAGAAGAACACCGAGAUCGCGAGGUUGAUGCAGGCUCUCAAGCUGGCCGAGGCACGGACGACGCCGACUGCGCCGGCGCCGUCAGGGCCGAUGACCGACGCCGAGAAGGCAGCGGCCGUCAAGAUUGAGAAGGAGCAGGACGACGACCUCAUGUACGAGGUGAACGUCGUGCAUCCCUGGCGCACGUCCAAGACGGUCGAGGCUGCCUGGCGCUGGUGGAACAACCCGUCGCACGUGGAAGCGUGGCCUUUGUGCGAAGGUUACAAGGAGCCCAGAUUCCUCAUUUCCACGCGCCGGAUGAAGCGGAUCAUGGAAAUCGUGCACUUCUUGCGGCGGAGCGACAACGACGUUGAAACCGCCGCCGUGGUCAAGCUACUCGACCACCUGGGGCGGGCGGGUCUUUCUACUUUCAACGACGCUCUCAUGGUCCUCCGUGCGACCACGCCCAUGAAGGUCCUGACCACAGCCGACGGAAAGCCGACCAGCAUCAAGGGUCUGGACAAGCCGCAGUACAGGAAGCUGGCCGUUGUGUGGGGCGUUGUCUCGGCGGGCUACGCCGACCCUAAAUGGGGGAAGGAUAUAUUUGGCGGGGAAGAGCAGGCCAAGAAGGUCGGCUUGGAGGCCAAGACGACCGCGGGAGCAAGGGCGGAGAGCUCCGGCCCUGGGAAACGCAAGAGGGCGAGUUGA
Closterium sp. NIES-65 is the source of this 1599-nucleotide messenger RNA. Lineage: Eukaryota; Viridiplantae; Streptophyta; Zygnematophyceae; Desmidiales; Closteriaceae. The record is from the annotation of a GenBank genome assembly.